AUGGCCUUUCUUCUUCUUGCUCCUUUUCUCUUUCACCUUCUUCUCGCCACCGUACCAUCUCUCACCGACGCCGGCAACGGACAAUGGCAGCUUCUGCAGAACAGCAUCGGCAUUGUGGCCAUGCACAUGCAGUUACUCCACCACGACCGUGUCGUAAUAUUCGACCGCACCGACUUUGGCCUCUCUAACUUAUCCUUGCCCAAUGGCAGAUGCCGCCAAAACCCCAAAGAGCUGAUCGUCCAAAGAGACUGCACAGCCCACGCCCUCGAGUACGACGUCGCUUCCAACUCUUUCCGCCCUCUCUUUGUCCAGACUAACGUCUGGUGUUCGUCCGGCUCCGUCGCUCCCGACGGCCGUCUCGUCCAGACCGGUGGCUUCAAUGACGGAGAUCGUACUGUCAGGAUGAUUAGUCCUUGCCCCGACUGUGACUGGGAAGAAGUAGACGGUGGUCUGGCGCAGCGGAGGUGGUACUCCACCAAUCACAUUCUUCCGGACGGACGUCAGAUUAUAGUUGGCGGCAGAAGAACGUUCAACUACGAGUUUUAUCCUAAAACAGACGCCAAAAAUAGUUACAGUCUACCAUUUCUUGUACAGACCGAUGAUGUAGGCACAGAGAACAACUUGUACCCCUUUGUCUUUCUGAACGUGGACGGCAACAUGUUCAUCUUCGCCAACAAUCGAGCCAUAUUACUGGACUACGACAAGAACAAGGUGGUCAGGACGUACCCACAAAUACCCGGUGGAGAUCCCAGAUCAUAUCCCAGUACAGGCUCGGCAGUGUUAUUACCUUUGAAGAAUUUACAGGCCAAGACCGUCGAAGCAGAGGUUCUGAUUUGUGGUGGAGCCCCGAGAGGGUCGUAUGAGCAGGCCAACCAAGGCAAGUUUCUCCCGGCUUUGAAUACCUGUGCUCGGAUCAAGAUCACUGACCCGAACCCACAGUGGGUCAUGGAGACGAUGCCCGGAUCUAGAGUUAUGAAUGACAUGGUAAUGCUUCCUAACGGUAAUGUUUUGAUCAUCAAUGGUGCAGCUUCUGGGACGGCUGGAUGGGAAGCGGGUCGCAACCCGGUGUUGAACCCGUUCCUAUAUGAAACGAACAGCCCAGUGGGAUCUCGGUUCGAAUUGCAAAACCCGACAAAUAUUCCACGGAUGUACCACUCCACGGCUGUUCUGCUUCGUGACGGUCGCGUGCUCGUCGCCGGAAGCAAUGCUCACGUAUACUACAAUUUCACCAAUGUCUUGUUUCCAACGGAGUUCAGAUUGGAGGCGUUUUCCCCGUCGUAUUUGGAGUCUGGAUUCUCUAAUGUGCGUCCAAAAAUCGUGUCUCCUCCUUCUCAAGCUAAACUCAAGUACGCUCAGAAGCUGAAGCUGAGGUUCCAGGUGACAGCAACAUUUGAUCAAAAUAUGGUGUCGGUGACGAUGCUGUUGCCGCCAUUCAGUACACACUCGUUCUCGAUGAAUCAGAGGAUGUUGGUGCUGGAGGCAAUCAAAGUGACGAAUCUGGGAAGAUCUGCGUAUGAAGUUGAGGUCAUCACGCCACCUUCGGCUAUUCUUGCACCUCCUGGUUACUAUAUGCUAUUCGUGGUCCAUCAAGAAAUCCCAAGCAACGGCAUCUGGGUGCAACUAAUAUGAUUUCAUCUGCCACCUGUACGUCAAGAACAAUACUUAUGCAUUUCGUUUCAUUCGUGUGCUGAUUCUCUUCAUUAGUUAUUUGCAUAUACAGAAUAAUAUAUCAUUGCUUUUUUCUCUUCCCGGCCUUCAUGUGAAAAAUAAAGUGAGUGGACAUGUAGAUUAUUAGCAGCUGAGGUUUAUUCUUCCAUGUAUUUAUGCUUCCGUGUUAGUCUCUUCUUCAUGGCUUGUAUACAACUAUAAUG
Neltuma alba is the source of this 1871-nucleotide messenger RNA. Its product is annotated as aldehyde oxidase GLOX-like. Lineage: Eukaryota; Viridiplantae; Streptophyta; Magnoliopsida; Fabales; Fabaceae. The record is from RefSeq and is a predicted model, not a curated record. The transcript has a single exon. The coding region runs from base 1 to 1629 and encodes 542 amino acids.